AAGGGUUACUAAAUGGCCAGAAAGGUUUAAAAACAUGUCACCGCUCAAAAUACAUGAUGUAAGCUUAUAAUUUCUUUUUAUUUUGCUUAUCUGGUACCUGAAAUCAUCUUUGGCAAGGCCACUCCAGUGCUACCACAAUGCGCUGCCUGGAAACUGUCUGGUUUGGGGUGCUUUCAGCCCCCCAGGUGGGUCUGAACAGGAAUUAUCAUCCAAAUUUUGGCUUCUGUAGCAAAUAGUUAACUCUUCUGGGUUAUUUAUUAACCCUUCUAUAAAUGGAGCCAGAAGAGCUAUGAAAAAAAUCCCGGUGAUCCCAGGGGAAUAUUUUCACAUCUCUUGUUUUGUUUUAAAGACGGAAACUUCUUACAACAGAGGCUGAGAUCCUUUUUCAUGGUCUACUUGCUCCUGGCCCUCUCCUUCUUGCUGAUCAUCAGCCUGUUUGCUGUGUCGUUCUCCAGAGUUUCAGACAUUUCUUCCAAACUCAACGAGAUGCACCUGGAACGGAAGCAGAACGUUUCUGGCAGGGAUUUUCCCUUGUUUCCCUGCGGACCCAGAUCCAGGGAAUGGGAAUACUUUGAUGGAAAAUGUUACUACUUCUCCCUAACCAGAGUGAGCUGGUACAAGGCGAAGGCUCAGUGUGAGGAGAUGCACUCGCAGCUGGCUGUCAUUAACAGCUAUGCCAAGCAGAAUUUUGUCAUGUUCAGGACAAGGAAUGAGCGUUUCUGGAUCGGGCUCACGGACGAGAAUUCGGAAGGGGAAUGGGAAUGGAUCGACGGGACUGACUAUAGAACCACGUUCACAUUUUGGAAGGAGGGAGAGCCCAACAACAGCGGCAGCAACGAAGAUUGUGCCCACGUCUGGAUCUCCGGGAAGUGGAACGACGUCUACUGCACCUACGAGUGCUACUACAUCUGCGAAAAGGCUCUGCCCAACUGAGCAAAGCCCCGCGCGGAGGCGACGUCCGAUGCUCUGGCACCCUAAAUGUUCCUUUUUUCUUCUUAAUUUAUACUAUCCAAACGCCCGCUCCCUGCUCUUCCUCCCCACCGCGCUGUCCUGAGGAAGAGCAGGGAUGGAUUUUUGACGGUCCUAAGCAAUAUACGCAGGAAUCCAGGUUCUCCGUGGUGAGCUCAGCUUAAUAAAGGACGAUUAUUGCUCUGGUUAA
Tyto alba (common barn owl) is the source of this 1159-nucleotide messenger RNA. RefSeq names its product hepatic lectin-like. Bases 388 to 933 code for a protein of 181 amino acids. NCBI's taxonomy places the organism in Eukaryota, Metazoa, Chordata, Aves, Strigiformes, Tytonidae. The transcript has 5 exons. The record is from RefSeq and is a predicted model, not a curated record.